This is a messenger RNA of Trypanosoma grayi, 556 nucleotides long. RefSeq lists its product as hypothetical. The annotation marks the transcript as partial. The record is from RefSeq and is a predicted model, not a curated record. Lineage: Eukaryota; Euglenozoa; Kinetoplastea; Trypanosomatida; Trypanosomatidae. The transcript has a single exon.
AUGAGACAGCAGAAACAGCAGCCUUCAAGAAGCACAGAUGUGUUUUCGGCCUGCACCGCAUUUGAGUACGGCGGUGGUGGAGACGCAUGCAUUACCGCCCUCAAAUACCCGCUGAGGGGGCAAGAUGGUUAUUGCGCCAAGCCCUUCGAAAGUGCGGUGGUGCGACUCACGAGGGAGUCUUUGUCGAUCUACCGGCCGACGGACCGCGUCUUCUACGCCGAGCUGCGCUGGCGUGAGGUGCGGGAGAUACGUCGCCACACGUCCGGCAGCAGCGGAGAGCCAUUGCACGAGUUCGCCUUCAUGACGCCGCUGGGCAUCAUCGUGGUGGAGGUAGCCGACACCGUGACGGCGGAAGGCAUCGCCGCGUCACUGCGGCUCUUAAACGUGAAUAGCGCUACGCCUCGCCUGCACACAACAGCAACAGCGCCAACUGCUACACACGCCGUGGCGCUUGCCGCACCGAGCCAGCCACCGUCGGUGUCGUCAGCGCGGAGCUGCUCCCCUGCCCCAGCCGUGCUGGGCUGCGGGGAGCGGCGCCGUGACGAUGUGCUGCAGC